This is a messenger RNA of Ostrea edulis (European flat oyster), 1616 nucleotides long. RefSeq names its product splicing factor U2AF 50 kDa subunit-like. NCBI's taxonomy places the organism in Eukaryota, Metazoa, Mollusca, Bivalvia, Ostreida, Ostreidae. Bases 68 to 1462 code for a protein of 464 amino acids. Gene Ontology annotation, biological process: mRNA processing. The record is from RefSeq and is a predicted model, not a curated record. Gene Ontology annotation, cellular component: U2-type prespliceosome; U2AF complex; commitment complex. Gene Ontology annotation, molecular function: pre-mRNA 3'-splice site binding; poly-pyrimidine tract binding. The transcript is spliced from 13 exons.
AUUUUACAUUGUACUUCCGCGACGCCAUUUUACUUUCAAAGGAGCUAACAGACUCGGCUCAGAAAACAUGAUGAACGACAACGACUUCCAGGAUUUUGAGCGUCAGCUUGCUGAAAAUCGAUCGGUUUUUUCUCCAGAAAUUGAAAAAGACAAAGCUCCCAGUAGAAGACGCUCAAGAUCACGUUCCAGGGGUCGAAGAUCACGAAGUCGAGAAAAGAGAAGAUCUCGGUCCAAGGAUAGGGAAAGGAAACGAAGAUCUAGGAGCUCGCCGGGACAGAAUGGCACACUCCCGGCGGCUGCAUUUAUGGACAACAGUCGCUCUAAGGAUCGGGGGAGGAAGAGGAAGAAGCCAUACAAAUACUGGGAUGUUCCCCCUGCGGGUUUUGAGCACAUGUCACCAAUGCAGUACAAAGCUAUGCAAAGUGCUGGUCAGAUUCCUCAGGCAAUCACGGUGCCGAAUGUGGCCCUAACAAACACAACAGUCCCCUUCGCUGGCAGUGCCAUCAGCAGACAGGCCAGACGACUCUACGUGGGCAAUAUCCCAUUCGGUGUCACGGAGGAGGCCAUGAUGGACUUCUUUAACCACCAGAUGAAGAUGACAGGGUUGGCACAAGCAGAGGGAAGUCCUGUUAUUGCUGUUCAAAUCAAUCUGGACAAGAACUUUGCCUUCUUGGAGUUCCGCUCUGUUGAUGAAACCACUCAGGCCAUGGCUUUUGAUGGUAUCAACUUUCAAGGGCAGUCCCUGAAAAUCAGAAGGCCGAGAGACUAUCAGCCCCUGCCAGGAAUGGCAGAGACUCCAUCUGUCAAUGUACCAGGAGUGGUAUCAACCGUGGUGCAGGACUCUCCACACAAAAUAUUUAUUGGUGGCUUACCCAACUACCUUAACGAGGAUCAGGUGAAGGAGCUCUUGACCUCAUUUGGACCUCUGAAGGCCUUCAAUCUGGUAAAGGACAGUGCCACAGGCUUGUCUAAGGGGUACGCCUUCUGUGAAUAUGUAGACCCCAAUGUCACAGACCAGGGCUGUGCAGGGCUGAAUGGUAUGCAGUUAGGAGACAAAAAAUUAAUUGUACAGAGGGCCAGUUUAGGAGCCAAGAACUCGCAAGUGCCUGUUCAGCUACAGAUUCCUGGUUUGAACCUGAACCAGGGAGCGGGUCCUCCUACAGAGGUUCUGUGUCUAAUGAACAUGAUCGUUCCUGAGGAGCUGGAGGAUGAGGAGGAGUAUGAAGAUAUCUUGGAGGAUGUUAAAGAGGAAUGUUCUAAAUACGGAGUUGUUCGUAGUAUUGAAGUACCAAGACCGAUAAAAGGUGUCGAAGUUCCAGGAUGUGGAAAGAUUUUCGUUGAGUUUAAUUCCAUCAUUGACUGUCAGAAAGCCCAGCAGGCAUUGACGGGGAGGAAGUUUUCGAAUCGCGUGGUGGUAACGUCGUACUAUGAUCCGGAUAAGUACCACAGGAGAGAAUUUUAACUUCAUGGUCCAGUAGCUGUUAACAUUGAUUUACACAAACAACUGGUGUUUUUCCAUUCAUUGCAGACUUUCAUCAGCUCGAAAUAAUGUCACUUCACAAUAAUGUCGUGUGGUCAAAUUUUAUAAAAUAUCAUUAAAUUUUGUUUCAAUGUCA